This is a messenger RNA of Heterotrigona itama, 2090 nucleotides long. The record is from the annotation of a GenBank genome assembly. NCBI's taxonomy places the organism in Eukaryota, Metazoa, Arthropoda, Insecta, Hymenoptera, Apidae.
AUGGUUUUCGCCUGGUCACGUUAUUUUUCGUUAUUGUCGUUUACAGAAAUGAUGAUGUCGGUUUUCAAGGUGGCAGCGAUCAUUCUGCUGCUGACAUUUUCAUCGGUCAGUUUCGCUCGUUCGAACGUCGGGAGUUGGGAAGUCUGCGGUGGACGAUUGGAACGUGCCCUAGAUGCACUUCACAAAGACUCGAGCAGAAGGAAAGGACUCGAAGAAGAGGAAGCGGGAAUGUUUUACCAGCAGAAACUCCGUUCUGUACCGCUUGAGAUGUCAGUCUCCCGGAUUGCUGUUAAACUGCCGCAAGGAGCUAGAAACACCGGAAAUCCAUGGGCCAGAGUUGAGAAAUGCAUUUACGAGCCUGGCAACAAUUCUCUUCAGACUCGAGUAAUGCUCAAUGAUCUGUCCGUUUCUGGGAUGGUUUCGUUAAUGCCGCGUGAUCAUCAACCACCUAUACCAGCCGAGUCUUGCACGAUGACUCUAAGAUUACGACGAGCAGGUGUUGAUUUUAUGACAAGUCCAAUCGCUCGAGGCAGAGGACAAAUGCGUAUUCGAACGGAAUCCAGUUUCUUAGAGCCCAGAUUCGCUUCCAUCUACGCUUAUGGUUGUCACCCUACGCGUUUAGACAAACAGAUUAAGAGACAAGACAAAUGGCCUCCUUUCUAUCCACCUCGAGGCGAGUAUGCGCUUCUAUCUUUAACACUGAACGACGACUACGAAGCAGCGGAACCACGUCAGUUGGCGGGUGUUUCAAAGGAAGUGGACGUUGUCAUACCGAAUGAAACGCGCCAGUCCCGUGUCGUGAGCGCGCCCAUUGCGAAAUUAGGAAUAUGGAGAAAAAACGUUUGGCUGACUAAGUCUCUGCCAAGGGAGAAGCGUGCCCUGGUCAAAUCCGGCGUUGUCGCAAGUUCUUCGGGCGUUCGUCGCUUUCCAGGAUCUUUCGAAAGUGGCCAGGAAGCCAGCAGUCAUUCCACAAAGAUAUCCGCACGAUCUGCAGAGACGAUUACCCCUCAAGAUUUCGCAACAGCUUUGAUCAGCAAGUGGUCAAAAAGCAACGAAACCGGCAACUGCACCGAACAACAUCAACGAACGAAACAAAGCGGCUUAAACAAUGUAACUAAGAUCCUUCCGAGGAACUUGGAGGACAGUGAAUUAAAGGCGAACGUUAAGAGAGAAAAUAGCUAUCAGAUGAGUGAAAACGACGCGCCAAAAGAGACCAGACAUUUGUACAUUGAUGAAACAUUAGACAAUAUUUUUCCAAUUGAUUUGGAGAAUGAUAGUAGAAACUGGCAGUCGAAGGAACACAUUGCCAGAGAAAUGGAGGAUGUGUUCUUACGCGGUGCCAGCCAGGCCUUGACCAGAUACAUUGAGAAACAGCUACACCCUGCUAUUAAAGAAACACUUAUGAUUUCUAUGGGAUAUACAAUCAGUUAUGGAUAGUGCUGUUCUCUCUUAACGCUGCUAUGGUCCACAAAUUCUUACAUUUUAGUUUUACACUUUGUUUAGCAAAAAUGAUUCAUAGUUCUUUAAGGUGUUUAUAACAUAAAAUUUAAUUGAUAAUUUAGAAAUUGUAAAAAAUUGUAUUAACAAGAAUCUUUUCACAUUUCACUUAAGCUUGAGAUAUUUUCAAAUUUUGAAGAAAUACAAAUGAGUUGAAAGUAACUGAAAGAACACAGGAAUUAGUAGGAAUUUGUUGAUAUAAAAUUUUUAGGAAAUUUGCGUAGAUAUAAUAGAAAUUCAUGCAAACACAAUAUUGUUGCAACUUUAAUUUCUAGUCUUUAACGUUGAUAUCUAGAAAAGUGAAAUUAUAAAGAUUUUACUUUGAAAUUUUGUCCUUUUAAAUAAAUCAAAUUGAAAUGUUGCUCAUUCUUUUUGUGAUUAAUGUAUGCACUUCUUAGAUCCAAUUGUGAAUCAUGAAUUAUUACAAGUGUUUGUAGUAAUUAAAAGAAAAUUGUAAUAUAAUAAAGGAAAUACCAAUUAAGAGAAAAAAAAAUAGACAAAAAUACACUUAUUAUAGCAGAAUUAAUUGACAAUUAUAAUUGUAUUUUAUUGGUUUUUACUAACUUUAUUAAAUAAAUUAAAUUUAAGUGAAA